Molecule: messenger RNA, 1185 nt
Organism: Haliaeetus leucocephalus (bald eagle)
Lineage: Eukaryota; Metazoa; Chordata; Aves; Accipitriformes; Accipitridae
Gene: RABGGTA
Product: Rab geranylgeranyltransferase, alpha subunit
Exons: 8
Coding region: 1-1185 (394 amino acids)
Biological process (GO): protein geranylgeranylation
Cellular component (GO): Rab-protein geranylgeranyltransferase complex; cytoplasm
Molecular function (GO): zinc ion binding; Rab geranylgeranyltransferase activity
Source: RefSeq, a predicted model, not a curated record
AUGGCCGCCUCCAGCAGCCGACUGCGCUCGGGGUCCUGCAGCCCGCCCACCAGGCACGGCCGCCUGAAGCUCCGCCCCCCGGACGCCGCCCGCCGCCGGCAGCGGGAGGAGAAGCUCCGCCUCUACCGCUCCGCCAUGGCCACCCUGCUGGAGAAGCGGGAGCGGGGCGAGCUGGACGCGGAGGCGCUGGCGCUGACGGGCGCCGUCCUGGCGGCCAACCCCGACGUGGGAACGUGCUGGAACCUGCGGCGCUGCGCCCUGCCCCCCGACCCCGCCGACUGGUCUGGACUGGGAGGCACUGGGAGGGGAUUUCGGGGGCCGGGGAGGGCGCUGGGAUGGACUGGGAGAAGAUCAGUGGGUACUGGGGGGCACUGGGAGGUGUUUAGGAAGGGAUCUGUGGGUACUGGGGGGCAUGGGAUGCCCAUGGAGAGGUUUCAUGGGGAGUGGGGAGCACUGGGAGGUUACUGGAAGGGAAUCUGGGGGCACUGGGACGUACUGGGAGGUGAUCAGGUGCCGGGGGAACUGGCCUUCGUGGUGGGGUGCCUGGGGGUGAACCCCAAAUCCUACGGAGCCUGGCACCACCGGGGCUGGGUGCUGCGCCGGGCCCCCGCGCCCCCCCCGGCCCCCGCCGAGCGCGCCCUCUGCGACCGUCUGCUGGCCGCUGACCCCCGCAACUUCCACGCCUGGGAGCACCGUCGGACGCUGGCGGCCGAGGAAGACCCCGAGGCCGAACUGGCCUUUGCCGGGACCCUGCUCAGCCGCGACUUUUCCAAUUUCUCCGCUUGGCACCACCGGAGCCGGCUGCUGGCGCCCACCCGGACGCCGACGUCUCCCGGGGGCGGGGCAGGGGCGUUGCCCCCCCACCGCCUCCAAACGGAGCUGGAACUGGUGCAGAACGCCGUCUUCACCGACCCCAACGACCAGAGCGCCUGGGUCUACCUGCGCUGCAUCCUCUCCCGCGCCUCCCCGCCGCCGCGGAUCCUCUGCCUCUACGUCAACCGGGAGGACGCGACGUUGGCCGUCACCUUCUCCCGCCCCGUCGUGGUGAGUCCGGAUUUUGGGGUUCCCCCCCCCGCCAGACACCGGGUCCAUGUUGGUCUUUACGGGUCUGUACUGGUCUCUAAUGAACCGUACUGGUCCAUAUCGACCUUACUGGCCAUACUGGGAAGGGUUUGGAGGCAUUAA